Molecule: messenger RNA, 1935 nt
Organism: Bacillus rossius redtenbacheri
Lineage: Eukaryota; Metazoa; Arthropoda; Insecta; Phasmatodea; Bacillidae
Product: pyruvate kinase-like
Exons: 10
Coding region: 213-1814 (533 amino acids)
Biological process (GO): glycolytic process
Cellular component (GO): cytoplasm
Molecular function (GO): potassium ion binding; magnesium ion binding; pyruvate kinase activity
Source: RefSeq, a predicted model, not a curated record
GUGUUAUGUAUCCUCUAUGAUAGAAACUGUGUUUCAAAUUGGUAAUUAAUAGCGAUCCUUUAUGUGCUAUUGUUAGUGUAAGUGUACAAUAUUGUGAAAUAUUUCGUCUUGAUUCUUUUUAUUUUGGUGGACUCAUUCGUAAUUAUUUUGAGAUCCAAAUACAGGGUUAAGAGACCCGAGUGUGACCUGCUCUGUGGAACUAUACGUCAGAAAUGUCGGAAAUGCCUUGGGAGCGGCCCCCGGAGGAAGGUGUGGCCAGCAACCAGGCGCUGUCCGCGCGCGCCUCUACUCUGCUGGAGAGCCGCAGUCUGCUGGACGCGACCUCAGAGGCCACGCUACCCCGCCUCACGAGCAUCGUGUGCACCAUCGGACCGGCCACGCAGAGCGUGGAGAUGCUGGAGAAAAUGAUGGAGGCCGGCAUGAACGUGGCGCGCCUCAACUUCUCGCAUGGCACGCACGACUACCACGACCUCACACUCAACAACAUACGCACCGCCGUGCAGAACUACAGUCGCCGCAUCAACCGCGUGUACCCGCUGGCCGUGGCGCUGGACACCAAGGGCCCGGAGAUCCGCACGGGCAACCUCCUGGAGGGCGGAGAUGCGCAGAUAGAGCUGAAGGUGGACUCGGAGAUCAAGCUGACUAUAGACCCGGCCUACAUCGACCAAGGCACGAGUGAAGUCCUGUACAUCGACUACCCGCGCAUAGUGGACAUCGUCAACCCAGGGGACAUAGUCUUCGUGGACGAUGGCCAGAUCGCUCUGUGCACCAAGGAGAAAGGCCCGGACUCGCUGCUGUGCACCGUGGUGAACGGCGGGCGGGUGGCCGGGAAGCGCGGGGUGAACCUGCCAGGACUGCCCGUGGACCUGCCAGCCGUCACGGAAAAAGACAAGCAGGACCUGGCCUUCGGCGCGCAGCGCGACUUCGACAUGGUGUUCCCGUCCUUCGUGCGAGACGCCGCCGCCGUGCGCGAGGUGCGCCAACUAAUGGGGGACAAAGGCCGCAGCAUUAUGAUCAUGCCGAAGAUCGAGUGCCACCAGGGUGUGCUAAAUAUCGACGAGAUCAUCGCAGAGGCUGACGGCAUCAUGGUGGCACGCGGUGAUCUGGGCAUCGAGAUCCCUGUUGAGAAGGUGCCCAUCGCCUAUCACUGCAUCGUGGCCAAGUGCAACCUGGUGGGUAAGCCGGUAAUCUGUGCGACGAACAUGCUGGAGUCCAUGGUGUACAAGCCUCGCCCCACGCGUGCGGAGAUAAUGGACGUGGCCGGAGCCGUGCUGAGCGGUGCAGACCUCGUCAUGCUGUCGGCCGAAUCGGCCAAGGGCAUGUACCCACUGGAGUGCGUGCGCACCAUGGCCGCCAUCUGCCGCGAGACGGAGCGUGCCGUCUACCACCGCCAGGUGUUCGGCGACCUCAUCAGCAUGGUGGUCCCGCCGCUGGAGCCCACUCACUCGCUGGCCAUCGCGGCGGUGCAGGCAGCCGUGAUGUGCGAUGCCACCGCCAUCAUCUGCACCACCACGUCCGGCCGGUCGGCGCAGCUGCUGUCCCGCUACCGCCCGCCCUGCCCCGUGGUCGCCGUCACGCGCUUCGCCCGCGUGGCUCGCCAGCUACAGCUCUACCGCUCCGUCCUGGCGCUGCUCUACAUCUCGCCGCCGCUGGACGACUGGCUGCAGGACGUGGACUCGCGCGUGCAGUACGGCGUAUCCUACGGCAAGCAGACGGGCUUCGUGCGCCCGGGCGACGCCAUGGUGCUGAUGACGGGCUGGCGAGCCGGCUCGGGCUUCACCAACACCCUGCGCAUCGUGUACGCCUCCAUCUGACACUGCCUCCUCCGCUCUCUCCCGCAGCGCCGGUGGGGUUCCUGCCCGCUCCAAAUUAGCUGUGUCGUCACCACGCCUGUUCUGUGCUCGUGAAUAAACUGGGGGUUUCUGCCCAAACAGC